AUGACGGAGUUCUACGACGAAGAGAAGGCCGGAAGGCUACAUCCUGACGAGAAGGAUGUCAACGUUGAUGUUGGCAGCGCUCAGGGUUCUACCGAGCUUGUCAAUGAGGUGCCAGUCCAGAGCGGUGGUAUCCUCGGCACGCUAUGUGGCUGGGAAGCUACUCUAGACCGCAAGCUAGGCAUUGAGUCUCAGGCCAUUCGCCGCAAGCUGCCCGAGGAGAAGGUGCCUCAGAAGUGGCACAACCAGGCCGUCAUGGCUCUGCUGUGGAGUGGUGGUAUCAUGAACCUGUCUUGCAUGUCGACCGGUUUCCUUGGUCCCGAAUGGGGUCUCACACUCGGCCAGAGCAUCUGCAUCACCAUUUUCGGUACCCUCUUAGGAUCCAGUGUCGCUGGUUGGUGUGCUACCCUAGGCCCAGGAACCGGUCUUCGUGCAAUGUCCAUCACUCGUUACAGUUUCGGCUGGUAUCCCACUAAGCUCAUUGCCGUCCUCAACAUCAUCUCUCAAGCUGGUUGGAGUGCAGUUGGCUGCAUCACUGGUGGUCUUGCUCUUACUGCUGUAUCUGAUGGCAAGGUGUCGUCUGCUCUUGGUUGCGUUAUCAUUGCCCUCGGUAGCAGUGUCAUCAACUUCUGCGGUCUCAAGGCUAUCCUGUACUACGAGAAGUACGCCUGGUUCGUCUUCUUCAUUGUCUUCAUGAUUAUGUACGGUAUGGCCGCUCCUCACGCUGUCAACACUCCCGGCACGGAACUUCAUGGUGCUGAACUCGCCGGCAACGUCCUCUCUCUGCUUUCGGUCGUCUAUGGCAGUUCAUGCUCCUGGGCAACCAUCGCUGCCGAUUACUACGUCCACUACCCCAUCAAUACUUCCAAGGUCAAGGUCUUUAUCCUCUGCACCCUGGGUAUCAGCAUUCCUACCUGCAUCGGUAUGGUUCUCGGAUGCUGUGUUGGUUCUGCCAUGCAAGUCAACAAGGCCUGGAGCAACGCGUACAACAAUGAUGGUCUCGGCUACCUUAUUCAGAAGAUGCUCUUCCCUCAGGGCUUCGCCAAGUUUAUUCUGGUCUUGCUUGUACUCAGUGCCGUUGGCAUGAACGCCCUCAACCUCUACUCCUGCGCCCUGUCGAUUCAGCAAUUUGCCCGCCCUCUGGCCAAGGUUCCCCGUACCUUCUGGGUCCUCGUCGUGUUCGGCGUUGUCACUGCUAUCGCCGUUGCUGGUCGUAACCAUCUGCUUGAGUACCUGGAGAACUUCCUCUCUCUGCUUGGUUACUGGGGUACCUCGUACUUCGUUAUCGUCUUCAUCGAGCAUUACUGGUUCCGCAAGGGUGACUUUGCCAACUACGAUCUCGACGGCUGGAAUACCCCCUCAAGACUGCCUCUUGGUCUCGCUGGUCUGUUUGCUUUCCUCAUCGGUGUUAUUGGUUGGUGCCUCGGUAUGUACGAGACUUGGUUCACCGGCCCUCUAGCCAAACUCAUUGGUGAGGGUGGUGAUAUCGCCAACGAGCUCACCUUUGCCUUCACCCUCCUCUCCUACAUCCCUCUCCGCCAUCUCGAGUUGCGUUACUUCAAGAGAUAA
This is a messenger RNA of Aureobasidium namibiae CBS 147.97, 1566 nucleotides long. RefSeq names its product NCS1 family nucleobase:cation symporter-1. Gene Ontology annotation, molecular function: transmembrane transporter activity. Gene Ontology annotation, cellular component: plasma membrane; fungal-type vacuole membrane. The coding region runs from base 1 to 1566 and encodes 521 amino acids. NCBI's taxonomy places the organism in Eukaryota, Fungi, Ascomycota, Dothideomycetes, Dothideales, Saccotheciaceae. The record is from RefSeq and is a predicted model, not a curated record. Gene Ontology annotation, biological process: transmembrane transport. The transcript has 2 exons.